Molecule: messenger RNA, 1830 nt
Organism: Equus quagga
Lineage: Eukaryota; Metazoa; Chordata; Mammalia; Perissodactyla; Equidae
Product: zinc finger and SCAN domain-containing protein 16-like
Exons: 5
Coding region: 1194-1775 (193 amino acids)
Source: RefSeq, a predicted model, not a curated record
AACAUUUGUAUAAGUAUUUCUACAUGGAUAAUUCCAAGAAAUUAAGUUGCUAGCUCAAGGGGUAUGGACACAUUAAUUUUAAUACACUCUAUAUUUUUCUUGUUUAUUGCCUGCCUCCCCACCUCACACACACACACACACGCUAAAUUAUAAAUUCCACGAAGGCAAGGGCAUUAUUUUGCUUUAAACUAUAGUUCCAGCUUCCAGAACAGUGGCUGGCGUAGUAAGAGAAUAAUCAAUAUUUGUGUCAGAAAGGGAGAGCAGGAGAAAAAAAUAAGCAUUUCCCACCCAUCAGAUUGGCAAAGAUCAAAAUAUUUUAUAACAUUGUGUUGACAAGUAUAGGUAAGCAAUAUCGCUAGUAAGUUCUAUGACUGGUAAUUUGGCACUAACAAAAGUACAAAUGCCCCUACUCUGUCUAGUAAUAUUAUUUCUAGGAAUACAUCCUAUGGAUAUAUCCUUACACAUGAGAAAUGAUGUAUGUUCACAGUAAUUUAUUUCAGCAGCUUUUGAAAAAGGAAAGACUGGAAACAACCUACAUGACCAUCAAUGGGGUAAUUAUUAAUAAAUGAUGGCACAUAUAAACAAGUGGAUACUAAGCAAUUGUUUAAAAAAAGAAAAAAGAGCAAGAUCGAGGAAGCCCUUUAUGUACAAUCUCCAAAAUCAAUUGGUAGGAGGGAAAAAAGCAAGGUGCAGAAAUGUUACCAUUUGUGUAGGGGAGAGAAAAGCGAGGGUAAUAAAUAUCUGCGUGAUAUAUUUACAGAACCAUAUAUACUUAGAUAGGUCACGAAAAACAUUGGUUAUCAAAACCAGAUGGGGACAUUUCUUCUUUUUAAAUACUGAACCAUGUGAAUACAUUAUUCAUAUUACUUAAUAAUUAAACCGAAAAAAAAUCUUGAGAUGGAAAAAGUUUUCUAAAAAGAGCAAAGAAGCGGUGCUUGCGGGCCCCGCAGCCCCAUCAGUUAAACGCACAGGAACCAGGUCCUCCACCCGCUAGGGCUGAGGGAAGCCCGGCCGCCGCCACCGAGGCGAGGCUUCCUAGAGUGGCCCGGAAGUGCCCGGCUGACAGGGGCAGGGCGCCGAUUGGUCGGUUUGAGUCGAGCCUUUUGUUUGGUGCUGCCCAAAGGACUCUAGCUUUCGCACCUGUUCCUCUCCGCUUGUGAGAUAGAGAUUAAUCGCCUGAAAAACUGCCCAGAAUGGCCACAGCCCUGGAACCUGAGGAACAAAAAGGACUUCUAAUAGUCAAGGCAGAAGACCCUUACUGGGGACAGCACUCCAUCUCACAAAAGUACAGUCCUCACAGAAGGGAGCUCUUCAGGCAGCACUUCAGGAAGCUCUGCUAUCAGGAUGCACCUGGCCCCCGUGAAGCUCUCACUCGGCUCCAGGAGCUUUGCCGCCAGUGGCUGAGGCCAGAAUACCACACCAAGGAGCAGAUUUUAGACCUGCUGGUGCUGGAACAAUUCCUGAGCAUUCUUCCUAGGGAACUGCAAGCAUGGGUGCAGGCGCACCAUCCAGAGACUGGAGAGGAGGCGGUGACUGUGCUGGAGGAUCUGGAGAGAGAGCUUGAUGAACCUCGAAAGCAGGUCCCAGCCAAUUCAGAAAGACAGGACACACUUUUGGACAAGUUGGCCCCCUUGGGAAGGCCACAUGAGUCACUGACUGUCCAGCUCCAUCCCAAGAAGACCCAGCAGGAGCAAGAAUCUGGGGCGCCCCAAAGGAAUGUUCUGGAGCCUGGAAAGUACAAGAUCAAAGGUGCCAAUAGGGUUGGUUUCUGGUGAUGAAACCAAGACUAAGAAUGAAGAGUUGUCCCAAAAGGAAGAUAUGCUCAAACAC